AUGCUGUCGACUCUGGUGACACUUAUGGUGGAUUCGGUGGCUACGAGCAUUUACACCAGCAGGGUGGACAGGCCACCACCGACUGAUGAUGUUGUUGCUGCGGCUGAGGGAGAUCGCGAGGCGGGGAACGAUUUCGUUGAGGUGGGUGGAGCGGAUUUGGAGAGUAACGGUGAAGGUGGUGGCAGCCAUUUUCAUCAUGGGCAAGGUUAUGGGAUGAAAGUUUCAGCCGCUGGCGAUGAUGGUCAACAGCGGAUGCGUUACAAAGUUAUUGCCUUGGUAUUGGAAUUGGGAAUAGUUCUUCAUUCGGCGCUGAUAGGAUUAUCAUUAGAAGCGUCGAACAACACGUGCACAAUCAAAGGGUUAGUGGCCGCCCUUUGUUUCCACCAAAUGUUCGAAGGGAUGGGCCUUGGUGGUUGCAUCCUCCAGGCGGAUUACAACUUUGCUAAAAGGAUGAUAAUGGCGUUCUUCUUCGCCACAACAACUCCGUUUGGGAUAUUGGUCGGGCUUGGAUUGUCCAAGACUUACAAAGAGAAUAGCCCGACUGCAUUGAUCAUCAGUGGACUCCUGAAUGCUUCGACAGCAUGGCUUUUGAUCUACAUGGCUUUGGUGGAUCUUCUGGCCGGCGAUUUCAUGGGCCCAAAGAUGCAGGGCAGUAUAAGCCUGCAGUUGAAAUCGUUUGUCGUCGUUCUGCUGGGCGCCGGAGGGAUGUCUCUCAUGGCCAAGUGGGCUUGA
This is a messenger RNA of Linum tenue, 732 nucleotides long. Lineage: Eukaryota; Viridiplantae; Streptophyta; Magnoliopsida; Malpighiales; Linaceae. The record is from the annotation of a GenBank genome assembly.